Messenger RNA from Amoebophrya sp. A25, 5520 nucleotides. The record is from the annotation of a GenBank genome assembly. NCBI's taxonomy places the organism in Eukaryota, Dinophyceae, Syndiniales, Amoebophryaceae.
UUUCCGUCGGCUUUCCCCGUUCGGUUUUAGAAGUCUAGGUUUUAUGGGUCGUGUUAAAGAUCAGCUAGUUAUAACUAGCUAUUUAUUACCACAACAUUUGUUAAGAGAAAUUAGAUGUGACAAAGAUCACUCUAAGGCGUCGACACAGUCGUCUGCUUGCAUGCUAUACACUCGACUCGCUUCACUAUCAGAGUGUCACCUUUCUUUUUCCUUUUUUCUUUCCCUCGUCGGUCGGAAAGACACGUGAAUUUGCUGUGGAGUCCAGUGGGGAGAACGAGAGAAACCGGUGAAAGCAGCAGGUUAGAGCUCACUUCUUGAACUUUCACAAGGAGAAUUCGCGAAGUCCCUCAAUCAGAACUAGUAGAACAUCGUACUUUCUUCAACACGUGACGACAAGUAAGCAGACUGCACUUCGUGUACCAAGAACUGAAGCUCCGACUACCAAAACAAGAAGCAAGCAAGGGAAGAUGGUGCAUCAAUUUGGUUCCGUGCUCUUGUGCCCGCAGAAUCUUGCGGUGUCUGGGGCUAAUCAAGUGCUGUACAACAUCGUGGCUGGAAAUUUGUAUCGUGGCACUGUUGUUUAUGGGAAGAGAAGAAGGAACAAAUGGUUGAUAAAUUUGAUGUUCAGCUUGUUUAUAGUGGAAAUAUAGUGUUCAGUUGAUAAUUGAUAGUCACUGUUGAAAAUUUUUGUAAAUUGAUGAUUCAUUCAGCUUGUUUAUAGUGGACGUUCAAGUACUGCACAACAUCGUGGCUGGGUGUUUAUCGACUCAGAAAACAAAUCGACUCGGUUCCACAUGGCAGAUUCGUCUGCCUGGUGUGCCGUUUUUUAUGGUUCUUGUCGACUACGCCCGACGUUGGGGAGAUGGAGUCGCGCCUAUGAAAUGGAACGCAAUGAAGUUUUCCCUCUAACCUCUCCUCGUCUCCCCAACCCCUGGGCCCUUCGCCGCCAAGUUCCAGGAGAUGGGAGUGGCGAUAAGGAUUACCAAAAACGUCGAAGAGGUCCUCAAUGACAUUCGCGACAUUCGCUUCGCGGUGUGCAACACUAUCAUGACAGCGCAUACGGUUUUGAUGCUGGAACAGAAAUGGAGGAUUCCUUGUGCUUGGGUUUUGCACGAGUGGUGGAGUGAGGACAUGAUCGCGGAUGAGUUGGUAUGGACAAGAAAGUAGUACAGAGUUAUACAUGUUGGAACUCAAAAUAGUUACACGACAUGGAACUUUCCAUAAUAGAGAAAAACUAAAUAUUUCUGAGAUGUUGAACUAACUACAUCAGGUGGGUUUGUUUCGUGCUAAAUCUAAAUGUUUUUAAUAGAACCUUUGCACCAUUUUCUUCUUAAUCAGAACGCCUCUACUGAAACGUAACAUACUCACCCUCUCUCUCGCUCUCUCUCUCUCUCAUACCAAGCGAAGCGGAACAACACCGAUUUAACACCGAAGACGGUUCAGGCUGCACUGAGUGUGUGUCAAGCGACCGUGUGCGUGUGCAAGCGGCAGCUAGAUCUGUAUCAACCGAAGUGGGGAGAGGUAUUCUAGAUCUAGUUUUUGGAAAACGAUAGGUCCCUCUGUUGACUGUCUGGAAAACUUUGAUAGAUUUUUCAUCUGCUUUGCUUCCUGUUCAUCUCUUCGCAAUCUUACAAUCCUAUACACCUACUCCAAAUGCUGCGCUACCAGGUCAUUUACAACGGCACCCCUGACGUGAGCGACGAUGUCCGGAAUAAGUUUCCUCUGCUCUCUGAGAGUCUGGCUAAUUCGCCACGAGUGUCGGAGAUUCGAGAACAAGUCGGUAGUGGGGUAUCUGGUGCCUCCGGUUCCAUUUUAGGCGGUGGUGGAGGCGUGGUUGAGACCGCGCUGAGUCCGAGUGUACCAAGUUUACCGCAGAUAGAUGAACGUGCCGAAGCACCCACUGUGACGUUUCUGUGCCUCGGCAUCGUCUGUCCGCGGAAGAAUCAGCUGUUUACGGUGAAGUGCUUCAAAGAACUUUCCCAGAGGAGAACCAAUGUGAAAUUGAACGUAGUGGGCGUGCGCAGAAUCCGAGAAUAUGAGAUUCAGUAUUUUUCUUUCUGGUGUCAUGUUGAGCUAGUGAUAGUAUUACUUUAUAGCGAAAGUUCUCAUUAUACACCAACACUGAACCGACCUCGUCUUUUGUCAUCAACCUCUUUUUUUGGGUGUCACCUCCACCAGAAUUUACGACUCAUCAAGGUACGUCGACAAACUUACCGAAGCUACCUUGACGUGUCGGAAUAUCCACCUCUUUGACGUGACACAUGAGAUCGACAAAUACUAUGCUGAAGCUGACGUGGUCGUCCUUAGUUCCUUGAACGAAGUGACGCCUUGUGUCUUAGCGGAAGCAAUGGCACGAGGGAAACCGGUUCUGACUACAGGCAUUGCUGGCAUACCGGAAAUGGUAACGGAUGGGGUGGAAGGCUUCGUUUUGCCCCAUGAAGAUGACGAAGAAAGUGUCCAGAAAUGGGCAGAUGCAAUGGAAAAAUUGGCAGAAGAUGAAGGAUUGAGGUAAUACUUGUAUACUUUUUGGUAUAACAACAAAAAAAAUGGUAUAACUUGUGCAUGAUUUGUGCUUUGGGUUUUCUUGCACGACUACUAGAUGAGAGCAGGUAUUAUACUAUAGAAUUGAUGACCAUGACAGUGAAUGUGUGUAAUAAACGACUAGAACUUGUUUCUAUUCUUUUAAUAAACGACUAGAACUUGUUUCUAUUCUUUUCUUCUUGCUCCUACUCCAUCAACCAUACUACCAACAAUCAAACCAGGAUGAAGAUGGGUCGUGCGGGUGUGAAGCGGUUUGCUUCUAGUUUUCGCCUCGAUGUGAUGGUUCAGAAUUAUCGCCGAGUUGCUCUGAAAUUAGCAAAGCCGGUUGUUUUAGUGGAUAUGGAUGGAGUAGUCGUGGACUGGGAUCGUGGAUUCCGACAUGCGUUUUUUGGAAAAGGAUAUAUCGAGUUACGAGCAAGAAACCAAUAACAAUCCAACAACAGGCUAGACUAGCGGGUAGAACUCGUCUGGGAAAUCUUAGGCAGCUCGCCGAAUGGAUUCAAAUAAAAAAUAUCGAGUUACGAGUAGUUGUAUUUGUUACGCUUUCUACUUGCUUUGUUUCAGGCGAUGUGGAUGCACCAUCCUCCUCUAAUCAAAGACCAAGAAAUCGAUCGUAGUCGGCACUACGAGAUGGAACGAUGUAUUGUUGGCGAGAUUCCUCAAGAGUGCAUUGAUGCAGGCUGUGAGUCUUGGGCAGAUGUGGUUAAGGAGAUUUAUUGCGAGGAAGGCUUUUUCCGGAAUUUGCCACCGAUGAAGGGGGCUGUGCAGGCUUUGAAAGUAUUUUAGCUGCUCUGACCUGCAAUAAAAAUUCACUGCGUAUUUUUUGAAACAGCUACUUCUAGGUUGAGCUCCGUCACCCUCAGAUGAAAAAAGAACUCUCUGACACCACGCAUCAAUCCUUCCUUCACAGGCAAUGCUAACGAAAGGCUACGACGUUUUUCUGUGUACAAGUCCGGUUUCUUUUUCCCGCUACUGCGCACAGGAAAAAUGGGAAUGGGUUCGUGCCUAUCUUGGAGAGCACUGGCUAGAUCGAAUGAUCUUGUCUCGAGAUAAGACGGCCGUCCGCGGAGACAUCCUCAUCGAUGAUAAACCGCACAUCACUGGCCGUUUCCCAAUCCCGCUGUGGACACACGUUGUAUUCGAUGCACCUUAUAAUCGAGUGGCGACGACCACGACGGUGAAUGGAGCAACUGCGGGGCAACUGCGGGAGUUUGGUACUACAGCAGGAGCAACUACAACGACUGUUACUACAGCAGGAAUCUACCCGGCAUUGUUGGCGGCAACGGAAACGAGCAGUCCCGGUUGCGUCCUAGCGAAAGGAGCCGAAAACAAAAACGGUGCUCAGCAAGACUGUGUUGCUGGGAAUAAAGUUAUUAAGGCUUGAAGAGUAAUUUGGUUGUCCGUACUUCUUACACUGUUUUAGAAGUACGACAACCACGACGGUGAUCUCAACACUGUAAAGCUGAAUUGUUCAUCUUCUGAAUAAUGUUCCCCCUCUAAGGACCUCGCCUGCAAAGCAACAACCGCCUCCGCCACAUCAUCCGUCGAAGAUCUUGCCCAGAAAGCCCGUCUGAACGUCUGGACCGAUUGGGAGGAGGUUUUGCAGGAAGAACUCACAGCAGCGGUCAUCGACGAAGACGAUCAUGCUACGAGCGAAGGUGGUACUAGUUUCACCACCUCAACGGGCUGUGGCGAGGAAGAGCAGAGCAAGUUGCGGCGUUCUCGAGGAAUGCUCAAAUCAACCACUAGUCCUGGCAAUCUAGUGGAACCAGCUGCGGUGUCGUCAUCAUCUCCGGCAAAGGACGUUGGGGAGAUCGGUUCACUAGGUUCCUCAAACGUCGGAUUGAGUCAAGCUAUCACUGGUCCAGCAGUUGCACAGGGAAGCAUUGGAGGAGCUUACUUUUCGUCCAAUAUUGUCACGUCUGAUACUGGCUGCAGCGGUCUCGACGCUGCUGAGGCAAAGGCAAUGCGAGAAACGAGACGUCUGGAGAGAAAGCUGGAAGCGAUUCGACGAGCAGAAGCAAACACAACUAGUACUUCUCAAGCCCAUACUCCGAAAGUGUUUACACCGUCAGGUCGUAGCGGUAGCGGAGGCAGUCCGGCUUCUUCUCCGCGAUUAUCGGUUACAGCGGAUGACGUUGCGAGGAUGCGUGACUUCACGGGCGAACUGAUUGGAAACGGAGCCGUGCCGGAUGCGUAUUUGAAGUUAAGAUGCAAAUGAAUGGUCUAGAUAUUUAAAUUUUCAGACGAGCAGGUGAGUUUCAUCUUUUCCUUCUACAUAACGAAAGGUCCGACUUUCUACGUCUCUCUCUCUCUUCUAACUCCCGAAUACCGCCGAUGGCGUCGUGGAAAGGCCGCGGGUCAGGGAGGCGAGUACUUUCAGGCACUGGUCAAAAUGGAACGAAUUCGAAAGCAGAUGUUCCUGGAUGGUCCAGAUUGGUCUAGCGUGCACUUGUACCGAUCGGGAUACAACAGCUGGCGACGUGGUAAGGGCCGCGGAGCGCAUGACUACAUGAUGUUAUGGUUUUGGAGAAGGUGUGCUGUUUUGGAACAAGGUGUGCUCCAUUCACUUUGACGUAGAACGGGCAGUAUAAAUAAUGGAAUGAGUUUCGUCUUUGCAGCAUCAACAUUUUGAAGCCAGACGAGUCUCUGUUUCUUAGAUCUCUCUGCAGUUCAAUCCAGAUGUACUUCAUCGGAAACCCGCUCUAAGAUACGGCCGUUUUGAAAACCAAUCUGGCGAUACGCAUAGUCGAACUUCGGAAGCGGGGAGCCCAAUGCACGUGCGCCUACCAGGGGCAGGUGUAGUUUCGUCUGGUGUUACGUUUUCUGGACAUUAGGCUUAGGGCUUGUUAUUGGGUCUAGGAUGGUUUGGUUUAAUCGACAAUGCUAGUAUAACAGAGUAGUUUAUAGCACGCAUGGCGCAUGGAGUGCAUGGAGCGCAGAGCUUUAAGGGGCGCAAGAAGCUCCCCCUUUAGCUCC